AUGACAGAAGCCCGACCCCUUCCUCUUGGGGUACCCGCUUUCAAACCCAUACCACAAAAACAACUUGCCGCAAUUCCCUUCGCCGAACGUCGAUCACAAAGUGUUGCUGUCGAUACACCCAACUCCCGAAUGAGUAUCAAUAACAAGCUGGUCGAUCAAUAUACCCAACAUCUGAACAACAAUCGCACCUUCCAUCCACAAAAUGCUGUGAUGAUCUCGAAACCCAUGGCUGUGCCAGCGUUCCAAGCAAUGCCAAGUUCGGUAAAUAAAAUAACAGCUGUUCUGAAAACUCCCAAGCCCAGCACAUCUCCCGCCAUUGCCAAUCAUCCAAAUUAUUUACAAUUUGAGGAGCCAAAAUUCGAUAUGAAAGAUAUUACCGUAGAGGAAUUGGCAAAGGCCGCCAAUGUCAGCGUGGAAACCAUUAAACAUGCCAUAUAUGUUCGGGAGCAACAGCUAAAGGCUGAACAUCGUGCCAUGUUGGCCGCCAAGCUACGUGAGGAAUUUAUGCGAACUUCCACAAGUUCUACAAGCACCACCACUACUACCACAACAACAACGACCACUACUACGCCAAGACCGCCACAGGUCAAUCAUUUUGCGGAGGAGAAUAAUUUCGUUCAAUCGGAAAGUAAAAAUUCGAAGGUCAUGAACGCUCCCAAGGAAUAUUACCCAGUCGGUUAUGACAAAAACUUCGAUGACAAUUUCAAAUCGAAGGUGGAUCUGCCGCCCACAUCUUUCUCUUGUGCCAAACAGAAACAUUUCCCUGGCCUGUAUGCCGAUACGGAUUUGGGUUGUAUGGUCUUCCACGUCUGUGCCCUUACCGAUGAUGGUAUGGUCCGCAAAUCGUUCCUCUGUCCCGAGAAUACCCUCUUCGAUCAGACCAUACUCAAAUGUAACUGGUGGUUCUAUGUCGAUUGUGCCUCAUCGAAAAGUGUCUAUGAUUCGAAUAUACCCAUUUCGAAAAGUUAUCAGCUAAUGAAAUCGUUGACCUAUUUUUCGAAAUACAAUAAACAGGCUGGAGAUGAGGAGAAAGCAGAUGGCGCCACCUCAAAUCGUGCUGUAGGUGGUGGUCUGGAUAUACAAAGUCUGAAAGAUAGUAUGGAUGAAGAAAAUCGUAAAACAUCAACCACAACAACAGCAGCAACAACACCUAGUGCCGAUGAGGAUGGAGCUGAGUUAAGUAAAUUUGUCAAUUCACAACUGACAAUGGAAGACGAGCAAAGCAAGCAACAGUCAUAA
Musca vetustissima is the source of this 1239-nucleotide messenger RNA. RefSeq lists its product as uncharacterized. NCBI's taxonomy places the organism in Eukaryota, Metazoa, Arthropoda, Insecta, Diptera, Muscidae. The record is from RefSeq and is a predicted model, not a curated record. Gene Ontology annotation, molecular function: chitin binding. The transcript has 3 exons. Bases 1 to 1239 code for a protein of 412 amino acids. Gene Ontology annotation, cellular component: extracellular region.